ACCUUACUCGAUCUCCAUCAUUUCUGUUAACCCGAUUAGUAACUUUAAUGGACAUAUAUAUUUUUAUACUUAGCUGCAAAAUUCACGUUUACAAGAGGUUUUCUGUCAGAUACGACAAAUCGUAAGUUUUUUGUGAUUUUUAUUUUAUAACCAACAUGGCGGCACAUCUUCCCCCUCCAGGUUCUGUUAUAGUUGCUGACUGGCAUCCAUGUAAAGAAAGCAAAGAGUAUUUUAACAAAAUUCUACACAAGAAGAAACGAAAGAACUUUGGUCUGUUGGAGUCUCCAGUGAUGCCUCCACAGGUCACUGUGGACACAGUUCACUAUAAGAUUUUCAUCUCUGGUAAGAGUGGAGUUGGUAAAACCGCUUUUGUUGCACGUCUUGCAGGCCUGAACAUCCCUAAUGUGCACCAUGAAACCACAGGCAUCGAGACAACAGUGGUGUACUGGCCAGUAAAGCUGAGAGAAAGUGGCAGAGUGCUUUUCUUUCGUCUGCAGUUUUGGGACUGUGGAGAGAACGCCUUACGCCGAUUUGAUCAUUUGCUUCCAUCUUGUAAGGAACAGGUGGAUGCGGUCCUCUUCCUUUUCUCCUUCACCGACAGGACAUCCUUUGAUGAUUUGUCAACUCAAAUAGAGAAAUGGAAUGAAUCGCCUCACGGUUCCGCUGUCAAAGUGGUGAUUGGAACAAAAUUUGACCUUUUUAUGCACUGUGAUGUGGCGCAGAGAGAUGUACAGAAGUUCCAGGAGGCAUGGGGGUUACCGGUGCUGCGGACAGGCAGGGAGAUCAGUAACGGACUGGGUGAUAUAGCCCCCAUCCUCAACUGUCUGUCAGAGAACUUGUGGUUUCAGGACUGUGCUACAGUUGGAACAGCCUGCCAGCAUUCACAGCAGGAAACGGUGAUUCAAGAGUUUUGAACAAAGGACUUUUUGCUUGGAGAUGUAAAUUAAUUCUGGUGGUAGUCAUUAGAAAUAGUGAAACACCUACAUGUUAUAAUGUUAACCAUUUCAAGUUGUACAGAGUUUUGCACAAAGCGAUUAGCGAUGGUAGUCACACUUUUAAGCAAUGCCUCUACACUCCCACACUACUGUUCAUGCAAGUAAAAUAAAAGUCAAAUCUUAA
This is a messenger RNA of Nematolebias whitei (Rio pearlfish), 1119 nucleotides long. It is a transcript of the gene cplane2, whose product is annotated as ciliogenesis and planar polarity effector 2. The record is from RefSeq and is a predicted model, not a curated record. Gene Ontology annotation, molecular function: GTP binding; GTPase activity. The coding region runs from base 156 to 914 and encodes 252 amino acids. The transcript is spliced from 5 exons. Lineage: Eukaryota; Metazoa; Chordata; Actinopteri; Cyprinodontiformes; Rivulidae.